Messenger RNA from Procambarus clarkii (red swamp crayfish), 3598 nucleotides. RefSeq lists its product as uncharacterized. The record is from RefSeq and is a predicted model, not a curated record. Gene Ontology annotation, biological process: DNA-templated transcription. NCBI's taxonomy places the organism in Eukaryota, Metazoa, Arthropoda, Malacostraca, Decapoda, Cambaridae.
AUAUCAGAGAUAAGUCGCUCCACAACAUAAACGCUAAUAUCGUUGACGUGGCGUUUCUGCCACUUAUUUCAGUGUAAUUUGGCUAUAAAGUGAGAUUAUUUCAGAGUAAAAACAUGCCUUUUCACGGUCGACAUUCAGCAGCGACAUCAUAGUGGGUGGACUUCCGAGACCACACACCUACGGGUUCCAGAUAUAGAUCAUCACAGCCACCUUUCACCCGAGAUAACCUUCAGAGUUUUGGGCAUACAUUUUCAAUAUGGAAGACAAAGAAGGAAGAGGAGCCAGUGUUAACAGUGCCUGUCGUAUCAAAAGAAUUAUCUCCGUACCAAAAGUUUCUGACACUGGCCUUCGAAAUUUUCGCUUGGAUAUUUUUAGCAUGGACAAGGAUGAUGAAAAUACAAAGCAAGAUCUAACACUUCUAAAAGCCAGUACUAGCAUCCUUUAUAAGAACAGAAUGGAUGUGAAGCCAUUAUCUAAACCCGUUUUUGUUGAUGCUCCAAGUCCAGAGUUAAAGGAGGAGGAGGAUGAUAGUAUUGAGGUUUCUUCUUAUUUUCAUGAUGAAGAUAGAUAUGAGGAUUUUUCUAAUUAUGAUGAUGAAUCAUCAUCUGACAGCAUUUCUGUGAAACUGCUGAUCAACAAGACACCAACAUCAAAGAUGUCUGUAAAUUACUCAGAUGUUGAACAAGAUAGCAAGGAGAGCCCAGUCAUCCGAACAGAGAUACCAUCGUUGGAGAAGAAAACUUUUCAUAUCUUAUCAGAAUUAAGAAAAUCAUGUCCAGCAAAAAAUGUUGUGUCAGCAUCUGGAUAUCUUCCAUGUGAAGCAGUCGAAGUAAACUGUGACAUAUUUGGGAGCAGUGAUACGAAUGUUGAAGAUGUAGGGCAACUUACCCCUAUAAAGCCUUCAAAUAAGAGAGAAGGAACAUUUGAUGAAAAAGAACAGAGAGGGAUUGGGCUUAGAAAUUUUCGCUUUGACAAGAAUGCACUCAAGGAACAAGAAAACUCUGACACAUGUGAAAGCAGUGAUAUGAUUGUUGAAGAUGUAAGACAACUUACCCCUAUAAACUCUUGUAAUGAUGGAGAAGGAACAAUUGAUGAAACAGAAUCGAGAGAGGUUAAGCUUAGAAAUUUUCGCUUUGACAAGGAGAAGGCAGUCAAGGAACAAGUUAAACUAUUGAGACACAUUCAUAUUGAAGAGGAAGAGUGUUUUAGAGAGAAGGAAUUCACAUCACUACAUGCAAACAACAGUACUCCUGGUGUAAAAACUGGAGGUCUGAGUGGAGACGCACGCACACAUACACCUGGAAAGUUAAGAAAACUUGUGAAUAAUUUAAAUAUUAGGGCCAAUUUUAACAAACCUUACAAGAUAUUUGUUGUGAAAUCAUCUGGCAUGGCUCAGUCUUCAUUAUCCAAACCCGUUUUUGUUGAUGCCCCAAGUCCAAAUUCAAAAAAUAAGGAUGAUGAGUAUAAUAAUGAGAAGUCUACUAUUUAUGUUGAUGAAUCUUCAUCUGAUAACCCCUUGGGUGGCAUGUCUAUGAAACUGCUGAUGAGCAAGACACCACCGUCAAAGGUGUCUGUAAAUUGCUCCGAUGUUGAACAAGAUAGCCAGGAGAGCCCAGUCAUCCAAUCUAAGGUUGUCAAGCGCAUGCGAUUUUUGGCAUCCAGCGAUGAGGAUGAAGACCUUACAUCAGCUAAGAAACAGCAGUUAAAUGAUCACGAUAGUGCCUCAGAAGAUUCAUUUAAUGUGCUGGAAGAGGGUAUUAUUGAAAAGUUUGUAGAUAUGUGGGAAAAGGUCUAUACAUUUGUAGAUAAAAUGGAUAUCUUGGAUAUAUAUAGAAAAAAUGUUUGGGAUGCUGAACUUACAAUGGAAGAUUUAGAUACAAUAAAUAUGAAAAACAAAUACAAACGUGAGAAAAUGGUCAAAAAGAUGUCUAAGAAAAGAAAGUUAGCUAAGCAGAGAGUGGAGGAGAAGAAACAGAAAGUGCCUGAGGAAGAAUUGGCAUCAGUGAUAGGAACAGCAACGAAGGAGAAGUUCAAAACCCAAGAGCAAGCAUGGAAAGUUGGGAAAGGCCACCCAUACCAUUUCUGUCCCUCGUGCAAUAAUGUCGUCGCUAUUCGUCGAAAUGUCUGCAAGUGUGGAUAUAGCUUUGUUGAUGCCAGACAUAAAGCUAAGGAGGAACAAACAAAAAUACCAGAAAAAAAAGUUUAUGCUGUGAAAAACGGCCUAUACCAACUCUGUCCAUCUUGCAAUGUUGCCGUACAUAUUCUUCGAUAUGUCUGCAACUGUGGAUACAGCUUAAUUGAUGCCAGAUGUAAAGCUAAGGAGGAAAGGAGGGCUCAGACAGAAGUAAAACUGUCACAUGAAAUAAAUGUUUCUGGAUGGCCUGUUGUGAAAAAUGGGCUAUAUAAAUACCGACUCUGUCCCUCUUGUAAUGUCGCCGUACAUAUUCUUCGAUAUGUUUGCAACUGUGGAUACAGCUUAAUUGAUGCCAGACGUAAAGCUAAGAAGGAAAGGAGGGCUCAGACAGAAGUAAAAGUCUCAGAAGAAAAAAAUGUUUCUGGUUUGCCUGUCUUGAAAAGCAGAGUGCAGACAUUCUGUCCCUCUUGCAAUGAUGUCAUCCAUAUUCGUCGAAAUAAUUGCAACUGUGGGUAUAGCUUUAUUGAUGCCAGACGUAAAGCUGAGGAGGAAAGCGAGGCUCAGACAGAAGUAGAGAGACCAGAAAAUGUUAAUCCUUCAGGUUUACCCGUCUUGAAAAGCAGCGUGCAGAAGUUCUGUCCCUCUUGCAAUGAUGUCAUCCAUAUUCGUCGAAAUAAUUGCAACUGUGGGUAUAGCUUUAUUGAUGCCAGACGUAAAGCUGAGGAGGAAAGCGAGGCUCAGACAGAAGUAGAGAGACCAGAAAAUGUAAAUCUUUCAGGUUUACCCGUCUUGAAAAGCAGAGUGCAGACGUUCUGUCCCUCUUGCAAUGAUGUCAUCCAUAUUCGUCGAAAUAAUUGCAACUGUGGGUAUAGCUUUAUUGAUGCCAGACGUAAAGCUGAGGAGGAAAGCGAGGCUCAGACAGAAGUAGAGAGACCAGAAAAUGUAAAUCUUUCAGGUUUACCCGUCUUGAAAAGCAGCCUACAGCAAAUGUGUCCCUCGUGCCAUGUCGUCGUUCAUAUUCGUCGACAUGUCUGCAACUGUGGAUAUAGCUUCAUUGAUGCCAGACGUAUUGCUAAGAAAGAAAGGAAGGCCAGAGUAAAGAGACAAGAUAAAAAAGUCCUUCUGGUUUGCCAGUCUUGAAAAGCAACUUACAAUGGUUCUGACCCCUCCAUACAAUGAUGUCAUCCAUAUGCGUUGACAUGUCCGCAACUGUGGUUAUAGCUUUAUUGAUACCAAAUGUUAAAGCUGAGGAGGAAAGCAAACCUCAGACAAAAUUAGAGAGCAGAAAAAAUCUUUCGAGUUUACCCGGUAAGCUCAAUUUUAAUUUUAUGCACAAUGUUUAAUAUAAAAAUAGAUGACAAAUUUGAUUCGUUACGAUUUAUUAAAUAACAAAAAUUACCAGCUUUCAUGAAAAUUCUUACAUACCAGUAAUGUCUUUUUCACAUAAGUAAACAGUUUCUAUUA